GUACUCCGAGACUUCAGCGCACAUGAUGCCAGCGCCUUCUGCUGGGCCUUCAGUGUCUUGGGCUGUCCCGAUGCGCGGCUCUUCGAAGAAAUGGCACAUCACUUGGACCAGGGCGGCGCUCUGCGCCGCCUGAGCUUGCCUUUAGCAGCAGAGCUGGCAUGGGCCUGGGCACAGGCUCGUGUGGAGGCUCCCAGUGCCUUCCAGACCCUUGAGGAGCUUUGUGUGUCAAACAUCGAGAGUCUGGAAACCGAGGAUGUGUGUGGCUUCGCCUGGGCCUUUGCCACCGCAGAUCGUGCCCAUGCGGCCACUCGGGAGGGUACCUUCCGGGCGCUGCAAAGCUAUGCCGAGAGGUAUGCAGGCCGCUUCCGCCCCGCAGAAGUUCGCGUCUUGUGCUGGGUGCUGGACAGCCGAUCCUUGCUGGGCCCCCGGCUGCGUAGCCGAGCGGAGCAUCUGGAGAGCGGGCAGACGCAGUCAAUGGCACAAGAUGGCUAUACUGCCACGGUGGUCAUAGGCUGUGGUGACUGUCAAGAAACCCAGAAGACUUUCCAGCUAAAGCCUGGGCGGAAGAACAAGGUGAUCCGUGUGGGUCGCAGUACACACAGCGAUCUCCUCUUUGGGAAUCCCAGUGUGUCAUGGCACCACAUGAACAUCACGCUCAACAGAGGGAGCAAAAGUCAAGGCAUCGCGCCCCACGUCACCGUCAAGGACCUCAGCUCCAGCGGCUCCGCUGCCAAGGUGAAGGGCAGAGGAUGGUGCCGAUUGGCGAAGGAGGUUGACCAUCAAAUAGACAGUGGCACGAUUUUUGCCUUGCCUUGCAGGAUAAAGCCGAAGGCAGGGGAAGAUCUGGAUAAGGCGCGCUGCACCUUUGCGGUGUACUUCUUUGAGGAGGAGCCUGGAGGUGGCUGGAAAGCGCCCAAGAUCACCUCGCAGGAGUUCGCGGAGCUGCACACCGUGCCCAUUUGGGACACCGGCGAACCAACACCCUUCGUGAAGCCGUCAGUCGAGGUGGAAGCGAAG
Durusdinium trenchii is the source of this 1017-nucleotide messenger RNA. The record is from the annotation of a GenBank genome assembly. Lineage: Eukaryota; Dinophyceae; Suessiales; Symbiodiniaceae.